AUGCAUCGCCCCGGGAGACUCGCGUGGGCCGAGAGGGAGGGGGGUCCUUGCGGGGCCGAAGGGGGCGCGGGCCGGACGGGAAGCGACGCCCCCUCUCGCUCCUCUUCGACGGGGCGGCUGAGGCAUGGGGGCACCCGAAGGCGCCAGGAGGAGGAGGAGGAGGCGGCGCCAGGGGGCGAAGCCCAGCAGCCCCUCCUCAGGGGGAUCUUCCGGAUCGGCAAGGAGAGCUGCGACGUGGUGCUGAGCGCCGAGAGGCUCAGCUGGACGCCCAUUCAGCCCGAGAGCCCCACAGGUGGUUCCGGCAUAGACUUGCAGUGUAAAGAGGAACAUGUUGAAAUGAAAGAUGUAUUUUCUGUAAAACUGAAACGUCGUCGUUUGGCUGGACAGCAGAAAGGUGGCUUUUUAUUGGGCAUUACACUAUUUGUCUGUCUGAAAAAAGAACAAAACAAACUUAAGGAUUCUGUUCUCAAUCUCAGUAACUUAAGCGAAGACCACUGUUACUUGUGGUUUAAAUAUUUUAAGGAAAUUUUGAAUGGUUUUUCAAACAGGCCAAAGUCAUUAAAAGUGUUUGUCAAUCCAAAUAGCCAUAAACGAGAGGCUGCGCGCAUUUAUUAUGAUCGAGUUGCACCUCUCUUUAAGCUCGCUGACAUCAGAACUGACCUUAUAGUGACUGAGUAUGAAGGACAUGCUCUUGCCUUGCUUAAGGAAUGUGAUCUGAAAUCCUUUAAUGGGGUGGUUUGUGUUGGUGGAGAUGGGACUGCCAGUGAGGUGGCUCAUGGUAUUUUGCUUAGAGCCCAGAUAGAUGCUGGGUGGGACAGUGAUGAUAUUCUUGAACCAGUAAAAGCACAAGUUCCUCUUGGAAUAAUACCAGCAGGUUCCACAAAUAUUUUGGCGCAUACUCUGAAUGGAGUUCAACACAUAACAACUGCAGCAUUGAACAUAAUCCUGGGACAUCUUCAACCAGUAGACAUAUGUUCUUUCAGUAGUCCGACCAAACUGCUUCGCUUUGGUUUCUCUGCUAUGUUUGGUUUUGGAUCAAGGACUCUCGCUUUUGCUGAAAAGCAUCGAUGGAUGCCUUCAGAUCAGCGGAAAAAUUUUGCUGUGAUCAAGACACUGGCAAGCCUGAAACCCGAAGAUUGUGAAUUAUCAUUCUUGCCUUUGAUGUACUCUGAUGAGUUUCAGGCUAGGGUUCAAGGAAAAUCCUGUGCAGACUGCCAGGAUCAGUGGGACAGGAUCCAGGGUCACUUCCUGAACGUGAGCAUUAUGGCAAUCCCUUGUCUAUGUUCAAUGGCACCAAGAGGCUUGGCUCCUAAUACCAGAUUGAAUGAUGGAAGCAUAGCUCUUAUUGUUGUCCGGAACACUUCUCGCCCACAAUUUGUUAAACACCUGAAAAGAUAUGCAGGCAUAAAAAACCAGUUUAGCUUUCCCUUUGUUGAGACGUACACUGUUGAGGCAGUAGAAGUUCAUCUGAGAACUAGAAAGGACUGUGUCAGUGAAGAAAAUGUGGAGUCUGCGGAAGAGACCUACCCUUGGAAUAUAGAUGGUGAUUUAAUGGAAUGGACAUCGGAAAUUCUUGUCAGGGUACAUCCUGCAUUAAUUUGUCUGUAUGGAGGAAAUGCUGAUACAGUAGAUAAUCUAAAAGGUUGUCUUUAG
Gekko japonicus is the source of this 1653-nucleotide messenger RNA. It is a transcript of the gene CERKL, whose product is annotated as ceramide kinase like. The transcript is spliced from 14 exons. Lineage: Eukaryota; Metazoa; Chordata; Lepidosauria; Squamata; Gekkonidae. Gene Ontology annotation, molecular function: kinase activity. The coding region runs from base 1 to 1653 and encodes 550 amino acids. The record is from RefSeq and is a predicted model, not a curated record.